This is a messenger RNA of Coprinopsis cinerea okayama7#130, 456 nucleotides long. RefSeq lists its product as hypothetical. Bases 1 to 456 code for a protein of 151 amino acids. Lineage: Eukaryota; Fungi; Basidiomycota; Agaricomycetes; Agaricales; Psathyrellaceae. The transcript has 3 exons. The record is from RefSeq and is a predicted model, not a curated record.
AUGGCGGAAUUGAGCGUGAAGGUGGAUGAAGAGACGGCAAGUGAAACCGUCUGGAAAGCCCAAGGCAAAACUCGCCCGGGAAUCGACGACUCCAUCGCGGUUGGGACAGCUCAAGUUCUCAAGGCCCUCGAAUCGAACCUUAUUCUCAAAACGAGCGACCACCUCCACAAAGUUCUCGCCGUCCUCUUUAGCCCUGUCGAAGGCAUCUCGAAAUCCGACCCGAAGAACCACAAUGCCAUAUUCGCCUCCCUCGAUACAGCAAAACGAUUUGUCUGGUCCAUCUGGCCGCGUGCUACAGCGCCUUCGCUCCUCACGCACGAACCGCCGCAUAAUUUCGGGAUGCUCUCGGAGGAGGAUCAGAAGAGGAUAAUCGACUAUAGUCCUAAUAUUAUGUUCCGAAAAACAUGGCCAUGUUUAAUGUACGACGUCGUACCAUCGUCCCCCGUGGGAAAAUGA